Molecule: messenger RNA, 4522 nt
Organism: Branchiostoma belcheri (Belcher's lancelet)
Lineage: Eukaryota; Metazoa; Chordata; Leptocardii; Amphioxiformes; Branchiostomatidae
Exons: 11
Coding region: 142-4041 (1299 amino acids)
Molecular function (GO): protein binding
Source: RefSeq, a predicted model, not a curated record
ACGUUGCUACCAACAGUGACGUCUUUCCUUGUCAAUUCUUGUCGGAUAAAGCGAUCGUUAGGCUUUUACAAGUACACGAGUUUACAGACUAUAUACGUAUUAGAAAAGGAGUACAAAGGGGUAACAAUUUUGGCGGGAAAAAUGCGACACUCCCAGGUCCUUAUUUGGGCCAUGGCGGUGCUGGUGAGUGACGUCAUCCUGCUCGCAGGUAAUGCUCUGGAGACCAUCAGGAAGGAAGUGGCAGAGGGAGACUCAGUGGUCUUUGAGUGUGACCUUGACUAUGACUCCAACAAAAAGUUCUACUGGGUCCAAGACCUGCAAGGCGGAGAUUUAAGACUUAUUAUCGAAAGAUUUCAAAAUUCCACAGAUCUUCUUUCAGCAUACCGAAACCGGACAGACAUCACUCUAGAAGGACCAGACGGUACAAGUCUCAAGAUAGGGAGUGUUAGGAGAACUGACAAAGCUACAAAUGGAAGCUAUUACGAAUGUCAACAACUCGAGGGGGAUGAAAGAAAAACCCGAUACGAGCUCUAUGUCACAUACCCCCCAGAUCCUCCAAGAAAUAUCCAGGUCCAUGGAGGCCGGCUGUACAGCUUCAAUAUCUCCUGUACUGCUGGUGACCCUGGUGGCUUGACUCAGAAGUUGUGCCUGAAACAACUUCAAGUUGGCAAAAAUGUCUCCAUCUGUAAAGAGGACAUUGAUAGAGGGGAAGACGUGCAGUUCAGUGUAGAAGGACUGAACCACAACACAACUUACCAAGUCUGUGUGUACGCUGAAAACCAGCUGGGCAGCAGUGGGUGUGGUCAGGCUUCUGUUGUCAAGGUUACUACAGAAGCCAUUGGUCAGUUUUACGCCUCCGUAAGGUUAUUAAAUGUACCUUUCACCUCAUCGGAUCCAAAUCACCAGACCAAUAGAGACCUUGUCAACAGAAUGAACAAAACGCUGAUUGCCCUGUUACAACCAAGCCACCCUGAUCUGACAGUGGAAGUCACAGAAAUUCAGAAGGGGAGUGUGAUUGUCACUAUGCUGUUCAAAGGUGUACAGAAGGAGAUGGAAACCAUCAAUGCUACCUUAAAGCAAGCAGUGACAGGAGGAGACCUUGCACGUAUUGGAGUGGAUCCCCACUAUUUCUACACGUUUUACCAUCGCAAAUCUGAUACUCCAACCAGACUUUGGUGGAUUGCCAUAGUAGUUGUCUUAGUCUUAGUGGUGCUGGUCGCAGUAGGAGUCCUCCUUGUGUACUGCAGGAGGAAAAACAAAAAGAAAGAAGUGACAAAUAUGGCUGAACACAUGCCCACAUGCUUUGAGGGUGGAGAUAUCAAGAAAUUGACUGAAAGAAUGAAGGACAGUAAGAUUUGUAUUGUUCAUGGGCAGUUCGGUAUUGGGAAAAGCUACGCUGUUAUGAACUAUGUUCAAGCUAAAACCAAGUCCUAUGUUACCUGGUUCAUUGGGUACACGUCAAACGAUUUUUCAGGAGCUAUCAAAAAGGAACAAACAGGUCUUUCUUUAAAGACGGUGAGAGAAAAGUUGUUAGCAUUUGUUGAAGAGUUAAAAGAGUCUGGAAGACCUGUUAACAUAAAGCAGGGCGAAACUGACAUCUCAAAGAUCUGCGAGGCACUUAAAGCUUCCAAAAGCGAGUGUCUGUUGGUUUUCGAUGAUGUUCAGGACAUCAAUGUGAUCCCGCGUCAGCUUUUGAACCCAUGGCCAGAACUAACGGUCUUGAUUACAACAAUGGAUGAAACCAUGGGUCAGCAUCCAGAUGCUUCUCACAUCCCCUGUCUUAAAAUGAACGGCUUCUCAUCACAUUCGAGUCCAGAUCAAGAAGGACCUUCUGAUGCUGUUUCCUUCUUGAGAUUAGGACGUGAAGACAAUGUCUUUAUGCAAACAGAGGAAUCCCUUCUGAAGGACCUUGCAAAUCAGUUUGCAUGCCUCCCGCUUGGUUUAUCCCUGGCAAAAAGCCACAUUCUUGACUCAGGAACGUCAGUUCAGGAGUACUUAGAUCACCUCCAUCAACAGAGAAAUGCCAUGGGAAGAGGGAACAAAGACCUCAGCGAGCCAGAGGAAAACAUAUUUGCUGCGGUCCAACUUUUGUUGAACCACAGAAUGAACGAAGUAUCACGACAAGUUUUCCAGCUCAUGGCCUUUCUUAUGCCAAACAACAUACCGACAGCCUUCUUGGCUGAAGCGUAUUGGCAUCUACGGGGUAGAGGUGCAAACAUAGAUGAAUUCGUAAAAGCUGUCAGGAAACUUUCUCUCGGAGAGGUGACAGAAGACAAGACGACAAAGAUGAGGAUGAUGACAAUCCACCAGCUGACGCGAAGGGCAAUUUUGGACAUGGUGACUGAUGCGGACCAAACUCAGAUGAUUCACGCUCUCGUCAAGGCUUUUCUUGCACUCCUCAUAAAGGACACUCGAGAAACUCGAGUAGGUGCUUUUGUCUCUCAACUCCUUCCACAUCUUCUUUUUCUCCUAGAACAUCAUCCUGCACUUUCAUUAGAGACUAUUUUGUCAGUUGACAAAUCAAAUAAUCCUCUGCUCACAGCUCUUAUACGGUUGCAUGAAGUCAUCUGCUAUCUCUACUGUCAGCAGCGCUACCCAAAGGGUGCAAAGCAGCAUGCCACAAAGGCCAAACGACUCUGUUAUCACCUCUGUGAGGAUCUAAGGGGUCCCUCAAAAGACAUCAAAAAGGUGUGUGGCAUGCUAAUGGAAGAGGGACAAACACGAUUUCAACAAGAUGUGUACGGUCAGACUGUAACACGCCAGCUCAUAACGUCUUCGAACAUUGAUGUUCUGAAGUUGAAGGUGCCACAGAGCGUCACAGUACUAGUCACGCUUGCUUCGAUGGUAGAGAGAUUCCAAACACUGAGUAAAGAACAGUACCGUCGUCUCAUCACGCAUGGAGCAGCUUUACCUGAUGAUAAAGUCCAAGCGGCGUACCUGAUUGAGCUUGUUGUAAGCGUGUUUUACACAUCAGGACGAAUCUUGUUUUACCUACAUGGUGAUGAUAGAAAGAAGUACUUUGACACAGCCUCGAAAGAGUUGCAUUUCUCUCAUGAGCUUAGCCGGGAGUUUGCGAGCAAUACAGAUGUGCACCUGCUCAACGAAAUGCUGUCCAAAAGAGCAGGUAUACUGUACCUUCGCAAGGAAACCUGGCCGAGUAAAGAAGAUCCCAAUAAAGUCAAGUCAAGUCAAGAACAAAAGAAAGACCUCAAAGAAGUCAUCAAAGGAUACAAUAAACUCAUCGAAGACAGGAACUGUUACUUUGAGUAUGGUAUCCUUAAGAAAUUCCCUAAGCAAGACAAUUUCAAUGCGAUGUUCUGCUACCGGUCGAUUGUUGACUGCUACAAGAGACUGACUAAGCUGGCAAGCUCUACUCCGAAAGACAGACAAGGCUUCAUUCGGGGCCACAAUGCCAAUGCCGACAAGAUGAUAGAGUAUGCAGAGAAGCAAGGCACCAGGGUCGACCAGCAAGGGCCCAUCAUUGAUGGAAUAGAACUCUUGCCAGAAGUCUACAACAUGCGAGCUCAGUUCAUCAUUGACAUGUAUGCGGCAGGCUUCAAAGAUGAGCUUCCAGAAGAUGAUCGCUUGCAAAGUGCAGCAUGUUGGGCAAAGAAAGCAUUAAGCAUUGUGUCAUGCAAGCCAUUACACAAAGCAAAAGCCAAUCAGCUCCUUGCCUCUGUCUUCAUAAAGGCAUAUGAACACCAGGAAGAAUUACAUUUCGACCAUGAAGACAUAGAGGUGACAGAUGAAACUACACAACUGAUACGGAACAGACAUCAUCCUAACAACAGUGACAUGCUCAAACAAGCAGGUGAGCAUCUGCAGAAGAGCAAAGAAAUCUAUAAAGAGUUUCCCAACGCAACAGCUGACAUUAGUGAAAACAACAAACUCGUGGAGAAGCUGAGUGAGUAUGAGCAAAAAGAGGCUCCAAGGCAAGCUCAACAAAUACCCAGUCAAGAGGCACUGGCAGCUACAGGAGGAGGUGGAGUGAGAGACCCUACUAGCAUAGAGAUGGACAUUCUGCCUCUUCGAAAAAAUUAGAUACGUUCAGAAACCAACUUGAGGAAAAGGGAAGAGGUACAAGAUUACGAAAAUCAGCGCAGAUGUAACAACAUAUCAGUUCAAAUCGGGCAUACUGUAUAUACAUUUGUACAGCAAUAGAAUACUGAGCCACUAACUUCAGUAGAAUAGAGAAGUUGUGUUUCAUUCAACAUAUAAAAUUUACGCAAGAAAGGUGACUAUAAAUGUACCUGUUACAAACAAUUACAGUAACACAGGAAAUCGGAGACUGCCAGGAAAUAUUUUGAAACUUCAUUGUGUACUGAAAGUGAAACAACGAAAUAGAUUGUAUGACAUACAUUUUGCGGGACUUUAAGGAUAGAAACUUUGCAGGUUGUAGGGUCAUGAUCACUCAUGCAGUCCUCGAGUUCGCAAAUUUUCCUCCCAUAUAUGCUGACCACUACGUCCUGAUGGAUCCCAGGCAGAUUCUGUGACCUUUAACUUCACCCCAUUUCCUAUGUCU